Aspergillus homomorphus CBS 101889 is the source of this 783-nucleotide messenger RNA. Its product is annotated as putative isochorismatase family hydrolase. The coding region runs from base 78 to 671 and encodes 197 amino acids. Lineage: Eukaryota; Fungi; Ascomycota; Eurotiomycetes; Eurotiales; Aspergillaceae. The transcript has a single exon. The record is from RefSeq and is a predicted model, not a curated record.
GAUAAAACACUUUUACUACCACAUACAUUAAGCCUCUCUGUUUCUUGUCUAUCAAGAUCACUUCAUCAAACACAACAAUGGCUCCCCUGUCCUUCCGUCAACACCUCGGUAUCCCCGCCUCAACGGCAUCCGUCCAAGAUUCAAGCCUGAUCAUCAUCGACGCCCAAAACGAGUACGCCACCGGCAAGCUCAAGACCGAGAAUGUCACGGAGACUCGCGCCGUCAUCGCCGACCUCCUCAAGCGUUAUCGCCAAGCUGGAAACCCCAAGAACAUUGUCCACAUUCUCCACGAAACUCCCGCCGGCGCCCCCCUCUUCACCCCCAACACCCCGCUCGCGGAGGAGUUUGAGGAAUUGAAGCCUCAAGCUGGCGAGAAGGUGGUCUACAAGCAAUUCCCCAGUUCGUUUGCGCAGACCGACCUCCACGAGCACCUGCAGGGUCUGGGCGCUGUGGGCAAGAAGAUCGUGCUGGUCGGCUACAUGGCGCAUGUGUGUGUGUCGACGACGGCGCGGGCGGGCCACGAGCUCGGGUAUGAGGUGUUGGUGGCGAAGGAUGCGGUCGGAGAUCGCCACAUUCCCGGGGUCGAUGCGGGGCAGUUGGUUGAGGUGGCGCUGAGGGAAGUGGCUGAUGUUUUCGGCACGGUGGUGGAGGCGAAGGACAUUCAGGGCUGAUCGGAUCUGGGAUAGGCGCAAAUAGAUUUCUUUUCAGAUUAUAAUAGCUGCACGAUACACACAGUGGCGGCUUCGUCCACUUUAUGUGAGAAUCAUGCAAACUCGCAAUAAG